Molecule: messenger RNA, 621 nt
Organism: Fusarium coffeatum
Lineage: Eukaryota; Fungi; Ascomycota; Sordariomycetes; Hypocreales; Nectriaceae
Exons: 3
Coding region: 1-621 (206 amino acids)
Source: RefSeq, a predicted model, not a curated record
AUGCGCAUAUCAUCAAACACAAGACUUGUCCCCUUCUUCCCGUCCGAGGAUUCAAAGCUACGUGCUACUAGUAUCAAUAUCCGACGGGGAGGCAAUUGCCCCAAUUCGCUUCAAGUCCUGGAGCAGCUGCUCGCAGACCAUGAUGGCCUCCAGCUACAUCUAGUAUCACCUUUGCCCAACGCCUCAUCCUCCGCAACAGAGCGUGUUGUAUCCUCGUUUGGUCAUCAGUCAAAGAUUGACUUUGGCCAUUGCUUAUAUCGAGAGGAGAGCACAGAGGCGGCAAGCAGUUACAUCAUUCGCAGUGAAGCGUCGGGCAGCCGCACGCUCGUCAACUACAACGACCUCCCAGAGAUGACCCAAGACGAGUUCGGCAACAUCGCGCGAAGUUUCGAAGCGGACCAGGAGACAUGGUGGCACUUCGAGGGCCGAAUCCCAGAAACCGUGCAAAAUUGUAUCCGGCUCCUGCGUAACGUACUACCGAAAGCGACCAUCAGCGUCGAAGUUGAGAAGCCCGGCAGGGAAGGUCUGCCAAAGUUGGCGGCAGAGGCGGACGUCGUCUUCUACUCGCGCAGUUGGGCUGAGGUGAGAGUGGACUCAAAGAUAUUGGGCCUUCUUGGUUGA